AUGAUCCUGCUCGUGGUCCUGAUGCUGUGUGCGGAGGCCGGGCGUGGAGCUGUAACUGGCACCGCGGAUCCAGAGCCGCCCUCGGUGCCUGUACCAACCAGUGUUCUAAUUACAUCUUAUAACUUUAACCCUGUCCUGUGCUGGAAAUACGAGAAUAUGUCACAGACUCCCAUUUUUACUGUACAGGUAAAGAAUUAUAGAAGUGGCUGGAUUGAUUCCUGCACCAACAUUUCUGAUCACUGUUGUAAUAUCUGUGAACAAAUUCUCCGUCCUGAUGAAUCUGUCUGGGCCAGAGUUAAAGCUAAAGUUGGACAAAAAGAAUCUGUCUAUGCAGAGUCAAAAGAGUUUAUUAUGUGCCGACAAGGGAAAGUUGGACCGCCUGGCCUAGACGUCAGGAAGGAGGAAGACAAGCUCAUUGUCCACGUGUUUCACCCUGAGGUCAUUAAAAACAGAGAAAGUUGUGGAGUCAAGUUUGAAAAUGACUGCCACACAUUCGACUACACCGUGGAUGUGAAAAGCGAUAGAAACGGGGAGAUCCUCCACACAAAGCUUACGAUCACAGAGGAAAACUGUGACGAGGAUCUGUGCCAGCUAAGCAUCCCGUUGUCUACACUGGAUUCACAAUACUGCAUUUCAGUAGAUGGAUUCUCAGAAUUCUGGCAAGUUAAAACCGAACAGUCAAAAGACAUCUGUGUUCUCCGUUUCCGCAACAACAGAAAAGAUCCAGUUUGGAUUAUGAUUGUUGUUCCUGUUAGCCUCUUUAUAAUAUGUAUCCUGGCAGUUACAUGUUGGUAUAUUAAGAAGAAUCCAUCUAAGAGAAAAAGCAUAAUGUUACCCAAGUCCUUGCUCUCUGUGGUAAGAAAUGUCACUUCAGAGACCAAACCUGAGUCACCAUACACAUCACUUGUCACAUCGUGCCAAGCGGUUGUCUUAGAGGGUGAGACGGUGAUAUGUGAAGACCAGCUAUCCCAGGUGACAGCUCCAGACACCCCAGGAGAGGCAGAACAUGAAGAAUCUUCAAAAGAAGCAGAGGCUGGCACUGCUGAAGGAAGCAUUUCUCCUGUGACCCCUGACAGCCCUCCGACUCCAGCUCCAAUACAAAGAAGCGGAUCUUUCCAGUCAAGUUCCUGCAGCAUCACAACCUGUCACUCCAGAAAUGGCUCCGACAGUGGCGUCGUGGGAUCUGGCAGCUCCCUAUCUGACUCUGGAUUUCUCCCACAUAAUAACACGGAAACAAAGAUAGCAGGGCAAGACCCCAUGCCUGUGAGAAAGGCCCCUACCUCCUUUGGUUAUGAUAAGCCACAUGUGCUGGUGGAUGUGCCUGUGGAUGGUGGGAAGGAGUCAUUGAUUGGGUACAGACUCACUGCAGAUGCCCAGGAACUGUCCCAAGGCUGCCAGAGUAUUUGAUUGGGUACAGACUCACUGCAGAUGCCCAGGAACUGUCCCAAGGCUGCCAGAGUAUUUGAUUGGGUACAGACUCACUGCAGAUGCCCAGGAACUGUCCCAAGGCUGCCAGAGUAUUUGAUUGGGUACAGACUCACAGCAGAUGCCCCACAGGAGCCUUGCCAGUGGUGAAGGGUCUGACUCCCUAGAAAGAAGUUGUACCUUGGCUGGUGCUAACCACACAGAAUGAAUGAUAUAUACCCAUGUAUAAGAAACUUACAGGCCAAUGCCGAGACUAUCAAAGGGAUGUACAUUGCUUAUGUGCUCUUC
Messenger RNA from Acomys russatus (golden spiny mouse), 1713 nucleotides. RefSeq names its product interferon gamma receptor 1 (gene Ifngr1). Lineage: Eukaryota; Metazoa; Chordata; Mammalia; Rodentia; Muridae. The transcript is spliced from 7 exons. The record is from RefSeq and is a predicted model, not a curated record. Gene Ontology annotation, biological process: type II interferon-mediated signaling pathway. Gene Ontology annotation, molecular function: cytokine receptor activity; cytokine binding. Gene Ontology annotation, cellular component: membrane. The coding region runs from base 1 to 1407 and encodes 468 amino acids.